This is a messenger RNA of Lolium rigidum, 1772 nucleotides long. RefSeq lists its product as uncharacterized. NCBI's taxonomy places the organism in Eukaryota, Viridiplantae, Streptophyta, Magnoliopsida, Poales, Poaceae. Bases 195 to 1229 code for a protein of 344 amino acids. The record is from RefSeq and is a predicted model, not a curated record. Gene Ontology annotation, molecular function: DNA-binding transcription factor activity. The transcript has 5 exons. Gene Ontology annotation, biological process: regulation of DNA-templated transcription.
UACAAUUUCUCCUCCCGUCUCCUCCCCCUCCUUCUCCCGUCCUCCUCAUCUCUCCUCUUCUUCGUAGGCUCUAAUCCCCCGAAGAUUAGCUCUGAUAUACAUCCAAACAGUUGAGGAUUAGUACAAGGGUUUGGUACCGGCAAUUGGUGGUGGGGUGGCCGGAGGAAUCGCCGCCGAAUUGUUUGGUCGAGCAAAUGAUGAUGGCGAACCCGAAGCUCCAGAAACAGGCGCUGCUGCCUCCUCGCAGCCCUUUCCCGACGGUGGCGUCGCCGUACGCGGACCACGGCCCGAUCUCCAGGCCACAGGGUGCCGCGCACCACCGCUUCGGGCAUGGCCACGGCCAUGGGCACCACCAGCGCACCUCGUCUGAGAGCAUCAUUGAGGAGCAGCCGUCGUGGCUCGACGACCUCCUCGACGAGCCCGAGACACCUGUGCGCCGUGCCGGGCACCGCAGGUCGUCGAGCGACUCAUUUGCACUGUUUGAUGGAAGUGCUGCAUCUGGCUCAUUUGCCAAUAGUUUCGAGGAGAUGGGCGGAGGAGGGCAGGCUGCGCCAUGGGGCGGCGUGCAGGAGUACUAUGCCAAGCCAACCUCAUAUGUGAGGCCCCAGGGCCGGCCGUGGGAGCAAGGCAUGCCGAAUUUGGCAGGUUACAGGCCAGGCCCGCCGAUGCCGGUGAGGGAGAAAGUUGGUGGGCAUCACGGGCCACCAAGUGGGUUGAGGGAUCAUGAGCAUGCCAUGGACAAAAGAGCUCUUGAUGAACUCGGGAUAGAGAGGAAGGAGGGUGUGCUGCCAAAGUACGCACAGUCGGAAGCGGACACCAAGCGUGCUAAACAGCAAUAUGCGCAGAGGUCUCGUGUUCGGAAGCUCCAGUAUAUUGCAGAGCUUGAGGGUAAAGUCCAAUCAUUACAGUCAGAAGGGAUAGAAGUGUCUGCUGAAAUGGAGUUUCUUAAUCAACAAAAUAUAAUGCUAGACUUGGAAAAUAAAGCCUUGAAGCAAAGGUUGGAGAGUAUAGCUCAGGAGCAAGUAAUUAAACGUGUUCAACAGGAAAUGUUUGAGCGGGAAAUUGGCCGUCUCAGGUCGUUGUAUCAGCAGCAGCAACAGCCACCGCAACCUGGUACUCUUGGUCGUAGUAACAGUAGAGACCUUGACUCGCAGUUUGCGAACAUGUCUUUGAAACACAAAGACACCAACUCUGGGCGCGAUACCAUCUCUGGCCCUCUUCGUACUUAGUUGUUUCAGCCUUUUGUUCUUGCGUGUUCCGCAUCAGUUGCCACCACUCCCUAGACCACCUGUCUGGUGGCUGUGAAUCUGCACCAAGAAUCCUUAAAGAAAAAAGCAUCAGGAAAGGAGGAGCACACUUGGAAUCGUGUCCCUGUCACUUGGUGAAUAACUCUGGAAAGGCUAUAACCGUGGAUCUGAUCUUUCAUUCUUUGGGAAUAUGCACCUGGCGGUCAUCCUCAACUCACUGCGAUUGUUGAUGCUCGACCAGUCGGAGGUGUUUAGGGUUUUCUUUGUAGUCGGAUGCUUUUCAUGCAUCGUUGUACCAUUUCGGAUCCUAGGGUUCUCAUUUGUUCCCGUGGUCUUGUUUCUCUAUGCCGUCUUCUUCGUGCAUCUUAGCUUUUAUUUGCAUUUAGUCCGCUUUGUCAACGGAAUGUGGAGCACUAGUCAGUAUCUGAUACAGAUGCUUUAAAAUGUGCCACAUCCUGACAUCUUUCAGAAUUGUAUGUUGCAUAGUUGGUAAUUCAAUAAGCUAUUUGCAGACUGAUGUUCAAA